Molecule: messenger RNA, 1659 nt
Organism: Pieris macdunnoughi
Lineage: Eukaryota; Metazoa; Arthropoda; Insecta; Lepidoptera; Pieridae
Source: the annotation of a GenBank genome assembly
AUGUUGUCGGCUGCGAAAGUACGAAUUCAUGGAAUGCAAGAUGAGAACUGGGUUAUUAAAGAUAAGAUCAACCAAUAUCGUGGUCUUAUAAAAUUAUAUGAACGUGAUAGGAAAAUCCAUGAGGGGGACUUGUCGAAGCAAAAGAAGAGAUAUUGUCGUGAUAUUCGACAGUUACGAAAGGAUAUUACGACUAAGCGGGAGGAAUUGGGCGUAGCUGUCUAUGGGGACCAGCAGUUUCUACGUAAUGCAUUUCAGGAACACAAACGCUUGCAGCUCACUUACAUGAAUAGCCAGGCAGAUCGGGUACUGGAAAGCAUUCAUCAAGAAAAUUUUAAUAAAAGGAAACAGCUUGAUAGAAUUCGCUAUACGAAGAAAAAGAAAAUGGAGACGUUUCGCCUAACCCAGUUGGAAUCAGCGGAGUUACGAGAUCGCCUAUUGUUCGAAGUUGGUGGGAAACUGCCCGCAGAGAAAAAGGAGCAGGCUGUUGCUAAUUAUGUUCAACGCGCUAAUAUAAAAAAGAAUGCAGCGUUGGCCAUAAAAGUUAUGUACAAGAAAAUUUUGGAUAUACUCAAAAAGGACUCAUCAUAUUUCACUAUAGUCUUGGAGGCUUUGAAACUCGACUGUAGGGCCCAAGGCAAGUGCCUGAUGGGUGCAACAGAAAUGGGACAGUUGGCAAUGGAAUAUCUUGACGAUAGAAAGUUUGAAUUUAGUAAACUAGAGAAGGAGAUAAAAGUUAAUAUGAAAGAAAGACAAAGGACAUUGAAACUCGUUCGACGGGAAGUAGCUUAUUUGACUGACUCAUUUCCAAAUUUAAUCAGAAAAGAGGAGGCAACAAAUCUAGAUGAUUUAUAUGAAGACGAAGACACGGGCAGCAAGCACUCAGUACAUUGGGAGCUUGAGGAAGUGAUGGGAAUCUGUAAGAAACUCCAAAAGGCCACCCUUGUACCGUCGUUUGACAAAAUUCUUUUACGAUUAAAGGAGCAGACGUAUCAGACCGAGCGUCUUAUGAUGCAAUUAACGUUGAAUAGUGCAAAGAGGGACGCUCUCAUAGAAGAUCGAAAACACGCAGUAAUGAUGUUGGACACUUUAAAAAACGUGGGACAAGAGAAAACUGCGCAGUAUGUGACUGAAAAGAACCAGCUGAAGGCUGCGUUAGAAGCUGAAGAUCGCGAGGAAAAGAAUUUAACAAACGCUUUGAAUGACAGAGGACAACUUGUUAUCGAAAUGAAGACUUCUUUACAACAAAUUAAUCAGUUGCUUUCGAGUGUUGGAGCACCUAAUGUUCCUAGGAGGCCAGUGCCAGCUGCGAUACAGUAUGCUCUUGAAGAUAUGAUACAACCAGUGCCCGAGGUUGAAGCCGACUUUGACAAGCUGAUUCUAACGGCAAGACAGAAACUCAACGUUCUAAUCCAGGCUGUGUCCAAGAUGGAUGUAACAGCUGAUGUGAGGGCUAAUGCUAAUGCGUUCUAUCACGGUAUUUUAGCCAGGACUAUGCGGGAUAAUUAUAAGGAGGAAGUCGUCGCUGAAGGAGGAUUAAUUGAGUUUGAGAUGGAAGAUCCGAAUGUCCCAAGCCAUGCUAUCGUCAAAUUGAGAAGUAAACAAUUAGUUGAGGCUCAAGUCAGUGAAUUCGAUGUACCAGAUGUUCCAGCUAAGAAAUGA